AUGUCCUCUCCUUCCACCAAUCAGUUUAACAUUCAGUCAAGUCUCAUCCCUCCUCAAUCGGCCCAACCAUAUCCAUACCAGUCAAUCUUUGGUGGUCCGAGCAGCCAAGAUGUCAAUGCACAAUCGCAGUCCUACAAUCACCAACGUACGACAGGCACAGCAGAAGUGGAAAAUGACCUUGACAUGGAGGAACAAUUGAUAGACGGUAUCGUCGACCAAUCUGCCAGCGACGAUGGGACAUAUCAAGCGAGCGAUGAGGAGGAUGCUAUUUUGUCCGAAUCCGCUAAAACCGGCAGUGGAAGACACGCUACCAAGAUUGGCAUGCGCUCGACGAUCUCACAAGUACAGCGGAAUAAAAAUAGCCAUCUGUUGCCAUCCUCCUCUCCCUCACCGUCCCUGCCACCUCAUGCACAUCGCCUAAAUAGGUUUCAGGGAUCAGAGGCGACGUGGUGGCGCAUCACUCUCGAGGAGAGACAGAAUGCCCAGGCUCUCGAGACCAUUCGUGCUAGGGAUCUCGCUGCGCAUCUUUACAACGCGUAUGCCCUACGGGUCAGGGCGCGUGGGAUUGCACAGCGCACUCUAAAGGGGAAGAAUGCGGAUAAACUACGAAACGAGGAUCAGCCUUUUGCUCCCCCAAAAAGGUGGACGGCCUGGCCCAUGCCCGCUAGAGAGGUACCUAGAGCUGAUGAGGCCUUGCGAAGGGAAGAAGAUGAUGUAUGGACCUUGCGGCGACAGCCUGACAUGAGACCUAGUGCAGAAUUGGAGGAAUCUCUCAUUGCUAUCAUGCUCAAGACCGCCAAGGAAAAAUUUGAGGAAAGGGACUGGGAUGAACCCGAAGGUGGUCGCUCUACUUCUGUCUUGAGACGGAGGAAAGGAGUCGAUAGUGACCAUCACGAAAGCACGGAUGAUGAAAGACACUACAAGAGUGAUCCUGAAUCGGCAGGCGAAGUCUCGCUUCGCCCUGUAAUCCAGGCCGAUGAUGAGACGUCAAGGCAACAACUACGACCCCUUUCGCGACGCAUAAUCUCCCAAGUCGAUCAACUUCUGCUUAGUCUUCACCACACCCGAAAGAAUGAUUUAUCAUUACCAGUGGAAAGCUCUGCAACCGAGGGACAGACGGAUACCACGGAUACGGACAGCCAGUUUUCGGAUGCCUCUCGAUCGAGGAGAGUACAUAUGAAGACGAACAAAAGCCAGUCGAGAAGCAGGAAGCGCAGGCGGAUAUCGAAAAUCCGAGUUAAUGAUGAUUCAAGUAAAUUUUCAGCAUCUAAUGUCCCUUCUGCUGCAGAUUUACAACCUUCGCGUCACUUGGCAAAGUUCGGCCUUAGAGACUGGAGCCAAGUGCUGGGACUUGCUUCGAUGACUGGCUUACCAUCGGAUGCAGUGAUGCGUGCCGCAAAACGUUGUUCUGACCUUUUCCAUGAGGAUAUGGAGUUUAGGAGCUUUAAGGAAGGCAAGAUGUCGCAGGUUAAGAAAAAUGAAGGGCCACCGGUGUGGGUGUAUUCCGAAAGUGAGUCUCAGGAUGAAGAUUAUGAGGACAGGCAUGAGCGCGAGCCCGUUCCUUCGGCUUCGCCUUCACCGCGUCUUUCCCGAUCGCAAUCCCGUGGGCGAUCACGCUUGCGGCCGAAAUCGCUGCAGGUGGAUUCAUCUGCAGCUAACCGUGCUACAAGCACCUCUGCUCCCGGCACUUCUCCGGUACCACCACCCCCUUCUUCGCCACCUGUGCCUUCUUUUCUCGCUGUUUACAUACCCGAUGGUUCUCCUGUUCCUGAACCUGAAAGCCAACGCGACGAGUCGAUCUCCGCCGCAACAUCUAAGGGCAGAAGGGUCAAGAAUAAGGGCAAAGGGGAGCACCGGAAACAGGAUCUUGUAUGUCCCAUUAAGGGAUGUCAGAGACACAGAAAAGGAUUCUCCCGAACUUGGAAUCUCAAUCUGCAUCUGAAAAGAGUCCAUCCUGGGUACAUCCAGCGAAGCCAGAGUGCUCAAGCUAGCGUUGCUUCACCAGUCAACGUGUCUUCGGAUGAUGAGAUGAAUGCAUGA
Messenger RNA from Monascus purpureus, 2040 nucleotides. The record is from the annotation of a GenBank genome assembly. Lineage: Eukaryota; Fungi; Ascomycota; Eurotiomycetes; Eurotiales; Aspergillaceae.